This is a messenger RNA of Klebsormidium nitens, 810 nucleotides long. NCBI's taxonomy places the organism in Eukaryota, Viridiplantae, Streptophyta, Klebsormidiophyceae, Klebsormidiales, Klebsormidiaceae. The record is from the annotation of a GenBank genome assembly.
AUGGCGCUGGCCAACGACGGCGUGUGCGUGGUUGACAUCAGCAAAGGCAGCCUCCGGAAAGACGUGGUCGAACAACUGCGGCAUUGCAUGGACAAACAAGUUAUGCCGGCCGCUGACAGACCCGAGCUGUCAGUCGCCACCCGUGGCUCUGUCUGGGCAUUCUUCACCUCUGAAAGCAGCAAGAGGUCUCUUCUCAAAGACGGUUCCGCGUGUCUCUUUCAAGAGCCGAGUCUUGAUCCCAGACUCUUGAGCAGUUUCGACAUAGUGCAUAGGCUUUCAGCAUUCGAGGGCAGAGAAGCAGAUCGGAGAUCAUCGGGGGAGCUUCUCGACAGCACGGAAGAACAUAACGCACCUGAAGUUGCCGAGACUCUGAAAGUGCACCUGCAGAGAGCGGGACUGCUGCCAAGCCCUCGCGUCACCCGGGAUGCAAGAGAAUUGCUGCAGGCCUACUACAUGCUGGUCCGUCGGUCGCAGUCUUUGGGCACUGAGAAUGCUUACGUGUCCUUAGCAACGCUUGAAAGCUUGAUGCGGGUCGCGAGCGCUAGCGCGAGGCUGUUUCUGCGAGUUGAGGUUCUGGAAAUGCCGGAUGCUACCCUCGCGAUCUUCAUGCACGAAAGGUCCUUGGAGGCAAAGUUUGGGGAAAAGGUCAUCAGCAGGACUUUCAAAUCCCGGCAGCGUGCGGCUCUGGGUGGAGCUCUGUCCGGACCACCGUCCAGCAUGGCCGUCGACUUUGAGCAGGAGCUGAUGGACUUCCACGACGACCUGGAAGACUACAUGGCACCGUUGGCCCUGCACAGGCCUGAAGAAUGA